Molecule: messenger RNA, 2324 nt
Organism: Schistosoma spindalis
Lineage: Eukaryota; Metazoa; Platyhelminthes; Trematoda; Strigeidida; Schistosomatidae
Source: the annotation of a GenBank genome assembly
CUCUGUUAUCAAGGACACUACCUCCUGUCCAGACGCAUAUAUCAAAUAACAAACAGUUUGUUAUUUCUGCUUAACGAUGUUUGAGAUAUGAAAGACAAGACGGCAGAUAUUAUAUACGCUUGAAAUAAGUUGGGCGUUUCAAAUGAAUUUUGAGUCAGACUUUUAGGUUAGAGAUCAUUGCUUGCUGUUGAAUCAGUCUUUCAAACCCCUCUCUAUGAAGAAUCUGAUUUUUCUAGCCAUAACAUACCAACUUGUGGUUGCUAUUUGGCCAAUAACAACGUUUACAGAGAACAAUAUUGACAACAGCAUUAAUAAUAACUGCGGGAAAAAUUUUCAAUUCAAGCCAAACAGAAUCAUCUUAACUCAAAAGUCCAUUUCAGCUGGUGCUAAAUUUCUCAAAAAGUUAAAAGUAUCAUCGUUUAAAGAAUGUUACUUUAUGUGUUGCAAUACAAAUGAAUGUAGCACGGCAAUAUUUGAAUCUAAGGCUACACAGUCCUGUUUUAUGUUUGAUUGUCGACAGCCUGGACAAUGCUUUUAUUCUAGUCAUUCCAAUUAUGAUACAAUCGUCUUGGAAGAGUCAAACGGUAAUCAGAGUUUGAAAAACAAAGUUGGUCUAAAUCAACAUUGUGAUUCAAAUAACUUGUGUGAUGAAGUUAAAACUAUAUGCUCUGAUGGGAUAUGUAUUUGCCAGUCUGGUUGGAUUGCUAAGAAAGGUUCAUGUGUUCAGUCAGUUUGUAAAUCACCGGAACUUCAAUUCCAGUGUGAUGAUUCUUCUACUUGUGUAGCUAUCUAUGAUAAAUGUAACGGAAUAGUUGAAUGCCCGGAUGGAUCAGAUGAAUUGUUUUGCCCUUCAAGAGUAAUUCAAAAGCAAAAUGAAACCAAUCUGUCGUUACCGCGUAAUCAAAAACAAAGUGAAUUCGACGAGGGAAUUUUGUCUAAACCUUCAAAUGUAAGUUAUCAGCCCUUGGAAAGAUAUCAAUCCAGUCAACCAUCUUUUUUAACUACAUCUCGAAGUACUUCCCCAGCGUUGAUGGAUUUACACGAUCUGUCUGAUCCAUUAUUUUAUUCUAGUCAACCAAAUUAUCAUAAUGGUAGGGAACAGCUGAGAAAAUCAAACCCAAUUAAAUCUGCUAACCAAAAACCACUAUUCAAUGUUGAUGAUAAAGAAUCGUUCAUGCUUGAUAUAAAUAAUAAAAUUAAUGAAAAUAAUGAUAACAAUCCUGAGAUGUUUUUUACUUCAAGUGAUGAUGAUGGAUGGCAUUAUCCUAAGGGACUAAUUCAUGAUAUUUCAUCACAGAGUGGUGGUGAUGUCCUUUCACAAUCAUUGCCUAGAAAGCAUCUAUAUCGACCGGAUCAUCAUCAUUCGGUACUAUCACGAAUGAAACCAUAUGAAACAGCAGGACUGUACAGGCCCAGAUCAUUCAAUACUUUUAAAGUUGAUUAUCCUCAGUCAUCACAGAGAAAUGAUUUAUCGUUCAUUCCUUAUCAUCAUUCUAAUAAUUUUAUGCGUGGAUCACAUCAAGAUGAACCACAAUUUUUUCAAUAUAAUCUGGAUCGUAAACACCAAUCUGAGAUGAUAAUUGAUCCAACUGUACUGGAAAAUAUGGACUUUAUCAAUAAAUUUAGUGAAACAGGUGAUGCUUUAAAAAAGUAUCCGUUGGUUCAUGAGCCAAAACACAUCCAUCAUAGGAAUGAAUUUGAAGACAAUUAUCAAAAGGGAUCUAGUAUAGAUAAAAAUGGAAAUCGACCGGCGACUCUCACUAGUACUAGUAGUCCCAUUACAACAACUGAUUCAUCACAAGGUAUAAUAGCUGCUGUUAAGCAAAGUCAAUCUGAAGGUCAUACUUCUGCUUUGUUAUUAGCAUUUAGUCUUGGUUUAAUUUGUUGCUUCAUUGGUCUACUUAUUGCUGAGUGGAGACGUCGGCAAAAAUUGCAUUUAUGGUCAUCGCAUCGUUCAAGACCAGAGCAAGCUAUUGUUUUUGGUGAUCGAACAAAAAUAUCUAUGCCAAGAUUAAAACCAUCUCGUCGAUUAAAGAAAAAUACAACUUAUGAUCAAGUGAAUAAAACUAUAACAGGUACAAUAGAUGAAGAAAAAGCUUUAUUCAAUGAUUUAGUCCUUUAACUCAUCAUUUAUCUGAAGAAAUAUAUUAUAAUACAUUGCAUCUGUAUUUGACUUUAGUUUUGAGUUUUUUGUUUUUAGAUUUUCAUCAUUGUCUAAUAUUUUAUUGAACUGUGUACUCAUUUAAAUAAACAAUUAACAAAUAAUACGACAAAUUGGUUUUAUUUGUGCAUUUCCUUACAUAUAUAUAUAUAUAUAUAUAUAU